Messenger RNA from Cydia fagiglandana, 873 nucleotides. RefSeq names its product DNA-directed RNA polymerase III subunit RPC9-like. Gene Ontology annotation, cellular component: RNA polymerase III complex. The record is from RefSeq and is a predicted model, not a curated record. Gene Ontology annotation, molecular function: nucleotide binding. Gene Ontology annotation, biological process: transcription initiation at RNA polymerase III promoter. Lineage: Eukaryota; Metazoa; Arthropoda; Insecta; Lepidoptera; Tortricidae. Bases 215 to 592 code for a protein of 125 amino acids. The transcript is spliced from 4 exons.
CGUACUCGGCUCAUUUCAUUAAAUUUGUUGUCCUAUCAAUCUGUGUGGUGUGGUCCACUGAAUCACUUUAAUGUUGAAAAUCUCCAUUUUCACUAUUUUCAGUUCUGACUUAAUUGACCCCUAAUAAAAGAAUUCAUAACUGUAAGAUAAACUUAUUGUUUACCUACAUCAAAACAAAUCUAUCCUUGGAGUUUCGUGUGUAGUGUGUAUCAUCAUGGAAACUAUUAAGGCGAAUGCCGCGUUCCUGUGUAACUUUGAGGUGAUGCAAAUACUGCAGCAGCUGAAGGAUAGCACCCAGAAGAAGCACAAAAGAGAGGGCUCACUGGCUACUGUCACAUAUGAGACAGUUCACUACCUACAAGACACAGACUGCAAGAACCAGAGCGCGCAGGCCAUACAGAAGUUCCUGGAAGCCAUGAAGAAGUUCAAGCUCACGAAGGUGGAGAAGCUCAUGAUGGCCAACAGCCCGCCCAGGACUGAACUGGAAAUACAAUUGAUAGUCCAAGAAAGUGAAGAGCGCUUAUCAGAGGACGAAGUGCGUGAAAUCAUUGACAUCGUGAACGAAUGCCUGCCGGCCGCCGAGCCCUCCUGACCCGCUGGUGUAGGGCUACAACUAACUACUUGACUACUUAGGUUAGUAUCAGAUCUCAACUGGUCUAUGGAAUCAAGAAAUCGGAGAAAGCAAUUGGUUACGGUAAACUGGGCUUACCUUAUUUUGAAUCGCGGGGAAACAUUGACCAUCGAUUUUUUGACUGUAGGAUUGGUAGCUGAACGUUUUCUUAAUGUAUUUCUGUUAAGGCCAACCAGUUACAAGAUUAACCAGUGAUAUAGGUUGACUAGCAUAAGCAUAAUUGUAAAUAAAACAUUGUGACA